Molecule: messenger RNA, 1924 nt
Organism: Aspergillus homomorphus CBS 101889
Lineage: Eukaryota; Fungi; Ascomycota; Eurotiomycetes; Eurotiales; Aspergillaceae
Exons: 1
Coding region: 297-1661 (454 amino acids)
Molecular function (GO): hydrolase activity
Source: RefSeq, a predicted model, not a curated record
GUCUCCUCCGCCUUAUACCUUACUUUCUUACCUACCUACCAACAACCCAUUGAUGCUCUAUGCUAUGAUAUAACCACCCCCAUACUUUCCCCCACCUACCAUUCACUUACUGACUCACUUCCCCAACUGCUUCCACUUAACGCAACACAACCCACACAAUCCAUACACAGGACACCUUCACCAAACCCACCACAAAACCAACCUCAACCCAACCCAAAGAAUAAUCUCUUCCCCCCCAAAGAAAAGGAAUACCUAAGAAAACGAAUACCCAAAGAAAUACCAAAGGAAGUCCCAAAAUGAAACCCAAAUCCCGCACCCAGCCAACCCAAAAAACCACCCUCCUCUUACUGAGCGACACCCACAGCCUCACCCCGCUCCCCCGCCCCGAAAGCGACCAAGACACCUCCUUCCUAGCGCCGCUACCGGAAUCCGAGAUCCUCAUCCACGCCGGGGACCUGACAAAAGUCUCCCGACGACACGAGCACCUCACGACGCUCGCGUGGCUGAAAUCCCAUCCCGCGCGGCUAAAGCUGGUCAUCCCGGGGAACCACGACAUCACGUUCGACGAGCCGUACUACCACGAGCUGGGCCAUCAUCGGCACCGGAAUCGGACGGAUCAUACGGCGCCCUCGGCGAUGGCGUCCUCCGCGGGGAAUAUCUCCAGCGGGAAGGAGGAGCCGGGGGUUUUGGAGGAUCCCGCGGAGAUUCGGGGGUUGUAUACUUCUCCGGAGGCUUAUGAUGCUGGGGUGCGGUUGCUGGGGGAGGGGGUUCAUUCUUUUGAGAUUCCUGGGGAUGGUGAGGGCAAGGGGAAGGGGAAGAGGAGGUUCAGGGUUUAUGCUAGUAGUUGGACGCCUGAGUUCUGUCAGUGGGCGUUUGGGUAUGAGAGGGGUGUGGAUCGGUUUAAUCCUUCUCCUUCUUCUGCUUCUGCUUCUGCUUCUGGUUCUGGAGGGGGGGAUAGGGAGAAGCAGGAUGGGAAGGAGGCGAAUGCGCAUACAGAUACACAUGCAGAUACACAUGCGCAGACGCAGACGCAGACGCAGACGCAGACGCAGAGCAACGAACAUCAACCUGCGUCCCACGAACACUCCCAACACAACACCAACACCACCAACCAGAACCAAAACCAACCCAACGAAACCUCCGCCGAAACCCGCGAGCGCACCCGCCCGCACGGCAGCACAGGCUCGCGGGGCGAAGGCGCGCGGGGCGCGAUCGCCGCCAACUCCGCGCGAGGGUUCGUGGCGCCGCACCCGAUCCCAGACGACGAGGACAUCGACAUUGUGAUCACGCAUGGGCCGCCGUACGGGAUCCUGGACCAGGUGGUGCCGAACCACGUGAGCGUGGGGUGCGAGCACCUGUACCGCGCGGUGAAGCGGGCGCGGCCGCGGCUGCAUGUGUUCGGGCACAUCCACGAGGGGUACGGGGCGAUGCGGCGCGAGUGGAGCACGGGCAGCGACUCGAUGAUCCAGUGCGAUGCGCAGCAGAUGCGGGCGGAGCACUGCGCGCGCGUGGACGUCAGCCGGGGGAGCGCGAUGCCGUUGAAUCCGGGGCAGGAGACGCUGUUUGUCAAUGCGUGCGUGGUGAACGUGCAGUAUCAUCCUAUCAAUGCGCCUUGGCUGGUGGAUCUUGAGUUGCCUGUUAUUGAGGAGGGUCCCAAGUGAGAGUGAGAGUGGUUUACUGUGCUUUGCUUUUUGCGUUUCUGUUAUAUAUCCACUUUGCUGUGCUUGUGUCUAUAUGAAGUAUGAGACUGCUGUUGACUUGGUCAAGACUGCGGUUGCCAGGAAGCUGAAAGGAAGGGGGUACCGGGGGUUCUCCCCCGGAUACACUCAUUCUCUGGUCUUAGGAUUGAGGUAGACCAGGGAGCUGAAAGGAAGGGGGGACCGGGGGUUCUCCCCCGGGACGCACACUCUGCUCUGCUGUGUCU